UGUCAGUCCUGGGGGAGGGCACUGUGUCAGGUCUGAUGCUCUGCUAAGGACUGGUGGGAUCCCGGUCAUUGUCUGUACGAGGAGUCCGCUGUGUUGACAGUUCCUCUCCCUCGACACGCCCAUUCCCGCCCUCUGUCAGUUUGACUGCAAAAGCGGACGGAGUGGAAGACACCCCCCCACUCACUGCAAGGACGGGACCCGGAUAACCUCUGCAGACAUCAGUGCAGGUGACUAUGGUGAGUCUGUGGCAGGCAGGGGGCACCCUGCUGGAGGAGGCCGUGGGAGACAGUUUGGCUUCGAAGGUGCUACUUCCCUGCGCCUUCCUCCUCCUCCUGGCCUAUCUGUCCAAGUUGGCCUUCAAGCACCUCAACACGGUGGAAGCUGAUAAUUUGAAAUAUCCGCCAUACAUCUCAUCUUCGAUUCCCUUCCUGGGACAUGCCAUCUCUUUUGGGAAGAGCCCGAUUGAAUUUCUAGAAAAAGCUUAUGAGCAGUAUGGGCCCGUCUUCAGUUUCACAAUGGUGGGAAAAACCUUCACCUACCUAGUGGGCAGUGAUGCCGCUGCACUGCUCUUUAACAGCAGGAACGAAGACUUGAACGCUGAGGAUGUGUAUUCCCGUCUGACCACCCCCGUGUUCGGCAAAGGAGUCGCUUAUGAUGUCCCAAACCCGAUAUUUUUGGAACAGAAGAAAAUGUUUAAAACCGGUCUAAACAUUGCUCAUUUCAAAACGCACGCGAGAAUGAUUGAAGAGGAGACUAUUGAAUACUUCAAGCGUUGGGGAGAUAGCGGUGUCAAAGACCUGUUUGAUGCCCUGUCAGAGCUGAUCAUCCUGACCGCCAGCCGGUGUCUGCAUGGAAAAGAGAUUCGCAACUUGUUAGAUGAGCGGGUGGCCCAGCUGUACGCCGAUUUGGAUGGAGGCUUCACACCUGCUGCCUGGCUCCUCCCAGGCUGGCUGCCACUGCCCAGCUUCAGACGCCGAGACCGAGCACACCUUGAGAUCAAGCAAAUCUUCUACCAGGUGAUCCAGAAACGCCGCCAGUCUGAAGAAAGGGAGGAUGACAUGCUGCAGACAUUAAUAGAUGCAACUUACAAGGAUGGCACUUCGCUGACGGAUGAUGAGAUUGCCGGAAUGCUCAUUGGUCUCUUACUGGCGGGACAGCACACGUCUUCCACCACCAGCGCCUGGAUGGGCUUCUUCCUCGCCAAAAACAAGUCUAUCCAGGAACAGUGCUUCGCAGAGCAGAAGGCCGUGUUUGGAGAGAACCUCCCACCGGUGAAAUACGAGCAGCUUAAAGAUUUGCAGGUCCUGGACCGCUGCAUCAAAGAAACCCUGAGAUUGAGACCUCCUAUAAUGACUAUGAUGAGAAUGGCCAAGACACCACAGAGUGUGGCUGGGUAUGACAUCCCACCAGGACACCAGGUCUGCGUAUCCCCCACUGUAAACCAUCGCCUGAAGGACACCUGGGAGAAGAACACAGAAUUCAACCCCGACCGAUACCUUCAUGAGAAUCCUGCUGCCGGAGAGAAGUUUGCAUAUGUUCCUUUUGGAGCAGGUCGUCAUCGGUGUAUUGGGGAGAAUUUCGCUUACGUCCAGAUUAAAACGAUUUGGUCUACAAUGCUCCGGCUGUAUGAAUAUGAACUGGUGGAUGGCUAUUUCCCUACAAUCAACUACACAACAAUGAUCCAUACACCCAACAACCCCAUCAUCAGAUACAAGAGGAGGAAACUGUGAAAACACGGAUCUAUUCUGCAAGCGGGGAUAUUGUACAUUACAAUGUGGGAUUCAUUUGUUCUUGUACAUGCUAUGUAUUUUAUAAAAUGAAUGUGAAAUAUUAAUGUAUAAAAUUGGUUCCAGAUUUGUAUGUUUAGAAAUGCUGUAAAUAAGUUGCAUUAAAUAAUGUUUAAUUAC
Messenger RNA from Rana temporaria (common frog), 1907 nucleotides. Its product is annotated as lanosterol 14-alpha demethylase. NCBI's taxonomy places the organism in Eukaryota, Metazoa, Chordata, Amphibia, Anura, Ranidae. Gene Ontology annotation, molecular function: monooxygenase activity; oxidoreductase activity, acting on paired donors, with incorporation or reduction of molecular oxygen; iron ion binding. The coding region runs from base 234 to 1730 and encodes 498 amino acids. The transcript is spliced from 11 exons. The record is from RefSeq and is a predicted model, not a curated record.